AUGGAAGGAGAGGAAAAAUCAAAAGAGAUGAAAAUAUCCGGUGAUGGAUUGGAUAGGGAUAGUCAUGAAGUGAUAGAUAGUGUUGGAAAACAAUUAGAUGAGAGUAAUCAGAAGGAAACUAUAAAUGCUGGUAGUGGCAUUGGGGGUGAGCAGGAAGAUGAAAGGGUAAGCUUACAAGGACAUGAGAUUGAUUCUGUGAAUACAGUUACGAACGACCAGUAUGAGCAAGUAUCCUUGAAUGAUCAAGAGAAGAGUAAUGAGUAUGAUGAGUUAAACCAUUCUUUAGAUUCAGAUAAUGUACAACAACCUAUUGGUGGAAAUGCAGAGGAACAGCAUUCAUCUGGGAUGUACUCGCCAGUUGCGGCAAUGCAACAUGAUCAUAUUUCUUACAGCCCUAGGUCAGGGGGACAUUUUGUUAAUACAAACAAGCAGUCUGCUUCUUCAAUUGGUUUUGGUUCACCUGGUUUUUCUCCUCUUUGUUCUUCACCAAAACCUAAGCAAAAAAAUGCUAUGCCAAAUACUUCAGCAGAAUUGCUGCAUUUAGUUGAUUCUGCAAUCAUGGGAAAACCUGAAGGUAUGGAGAAACUGAAGAAUAUUGCUAGUGGUGUAGAAAUUUUGGGGAGUGGUGAAGAAAUGGAAAGCGUGUCUUUCUUAAUUGUAGACUCGCUUCUUGCAACCAUGGGUGGUGUUGAAUGUUUUGCAGAGGAUGGAGAUAACAAUCCUCCUAGUGUAAUGCUAAAUUCCCGUGCCGCGAUUGUAGCAGGUGAACUUAUUCCUUGGCUUCCUUAUGUAGGUGAUUCUGACACUGUCAUGUCUCCUAGGACACGAAUGGUAAGGGGACUACUUGCCAUAUUACGGGCUUGUACAAGAAACAGGGCAAUGUGCUCAAUGGCUGGUCUGUUAGGCGUACUGUUAAAAACAGCAGACAAGAUUUUUACUGUGGAUGUGGGUUUAAAUGGGCAAAUAAGGUGGGAUGGAACUCCUUUAUGCCGAUGCAUACAAUACUUGGCUGGGCAUUCUCUUAGUGUUAGUGAUCUUCGUAGAUGGUUUCAAGUCAUUACAAGAACGCUUACCACAAUCUGGGCUUCACGCUUAAUGCUUGCAAUGGAGAAAGCAAUAAAUGAAAAGGAUUCAAGAGGGCCAGCUUGCACUUUUGAGUUUGAUGGGGAAAGUUCGGGUUUGCUUGGUCCAGGUGAGAGUCGCUGGCCAUUUACUGACGGGUAUGCAUUUGCAACUUGGAUCUACAUUGAAUCGUUUACUGAUGCAUUAAGUACAGCUACAGUUGCUGCUGCAAUUGCUGCAGCGGCAUCAGCCAAGUCAGGUAAGUCAUCUGCCGUGUCAGCUGCAGCAGCAGCUAGUGCACUUGCUGGGGAAGGUACUGCACACAUGCCACGGUUAUUCAGUUUUUUAUCUUCCGAUAAUCUGGGUAUAGAGGCUUAUUUUCACGCUCAAUUUUUGGUUGUUGAAAUUGGUAGUGGAAAGGGUAAAAGAUCUGCGUUGCAUUUUACUUAUGCAUUCAAACCACAGUGUUGGUACUUCAUUGGUCUUGAGCAUGUGAGCAAUCACGGAGUUACGGGGAAAGCAGAAAAUGAAGUUAGGUUAUACGUAGAUGGAUCUCUAUAUGAAAGUCGUCCUUUUGAGUUCCCUAAAAUUUUCAAACCCCUUGCAUUUUGCUGCAUAGGAACUAACCCUCCUCCUACUAUGGCUGGAUUGCAACGCCGUCGUCGUCAGUGCCCUUUGUUUGCUGAAAUGGGCCCUGUUUACAUCUUCAAGGAACCAAUUGGUGAAGAAAGGAUGAGACGUUUGGCUUCUAGAGGAGGCGAUAUAGUGCCUUCUUUUGGCAAUGCAGCUGGGCUACCAUGGCUUGCUACAAAUGCCCAAAUGCAGCACAAGGCAGAGGAAAGUGCUCUAUUAGAUGCAGAAAUUGGAGGUUUCAUACACCUACUCUAUCAUCCUAGUUUGCUUAGUGGGCGUUUCUGUCCAGACGCUUCACCUUCUGGUGCCGCAGGAAUGCUUCGACGUCCUGCUGAGGUUCUUGGGCAAGUCCAUGUUGCUACACGAGUACGACCUGUGGAUGCCUUGUGGGCUGUGGCUUAUGGUGGCCCAUUGUCUUUGCUUCCCUUAGCAAUAAGUAAUAUACAAGAAGAUACUCUUGAACCACAUCAAGGGAAUUUUUCUGUGUCAGUAGCGACUACAUCUCUUGCUGCUCCGAUAUUCCGAAUUAUAUCCACGGCUAUUCAAUAUUCGAGGAACAGUGAUGAGUUGAGUCGUUGCAGAGGACCUGCAGUUCUUUCAAAGGUUCUAAAUUAUCUUCUCCAAACCCUAUCUUCACUUGGUAUUGGAAGAGAUGACGGCGUAGGUGAUGAAGAACUUGUUGCAGCAGUUGUCUCACUUUGUCUAUCUCAGAAGAUCAACCACACACUGAAAGUGCAGCUCUUCACCACACUGCUGCUUGAUAUAAAAAUUUGGAGUUUAUGCAAUUAUGGAAUACAGAAGAAGCUUCUAUCAUCACUCGCAGACAUGGUUUUCACCAAAUCUUCAGUGAUGCGAGAUGCCAAUGCCAUUCAAAUGCUUCUUGAUAGCUGCAGAAGAUGCUACUGGACUGUUCCUGAAAAGGAUUCAGUAGCUGGAGCAACAAGACCAGUGGGUGAAGUCAAUGCUUUGGUUGAUGAGCUCUUGGUAGUGAUUGAGCUUCUAAUAGUAGCAGCAUCUCCUUCAUUGGUCUCUGAAGAUGUUCGAUGUUUACUUGGGUUCUUGGUUGACUGUCCACAACCUGGUCAGAUUUCUAGGGUACUGCAUCUCUUCUACAGGUUGGUUGUUCAUCCAAACACAUCUAAAGCUCAAACAUUUGUAGAAGCAUUCCUAGCAUGUGGCGGGAUAGAAACUCUUCUCGUUCUUCUCCAAAGGGAGGCUAAAGCAGGAGAAAUUGUUGUCCAGGAAUCUGUUUCAAAAUUUUGUGGACUUAAAAAAAAUGAAACUGAUGCUAGCUUUGGGAUCAUGAAAACAUGCCACGAUGAUGAAGGGUCAGAUUUAAAAAGUGAAGCCAUUCUACAAGACAAUGAUCAAGGUUCCGAAUCUGUUGACAGUGGCAGCAACCUUGAUCCUGGUUCUCCUGAUCUGACUAUUGAAAGAACGACAUCCAACUCUGAAAUUCCCCAUAUUAGGAAUUUGGGAGGCAUUAGUCUUUCCAUCAGUGCUGACAGUGCUAGAAAAAAUGUUUAUAAUGUUGAUAAAAGUGAUGGCAUAGUUGUCGGGAUCAUUGGUCUCUUAGGCGCUUUAGUAGUUUCUGGGCAUUUGAAGUUUGACUCUCAUGCUGUUCCCGAAACAACAAGCAACCUUAUGGGUGUUGGAUUGAAUGAUGGAGGUGGUACAAUGUUUGAUGAUAAGGUUUCUCUUCUUCUUUUUUCCUUACAAAAGGCUUUCCAAGCUGCACCCAACAGGCUAAUGACUGACAAUGCUUAUACGGCUUUAUUGUCUGCUUCGAUAAAUGCUUCAUCAAGAGAGAAUGGGAUGGACUUCCAUGAUUCAGGUCAUCGCUUUGAGCAUUCACAAUUUUUAUUGGUGCUUUUGCAUUCCCUUCCAUUUGCACCCAGGCCUCUUCAGAGUAGAGCAUUACAGGAUCUUCUAUUUUUGACUUGCAGUCAUCCAGAAAACAGAGGCAGACUAACAAAUAUGGAAGAAUGGCCUGAAUGGAUUCUUGAGAUUAUGAUUUCAAACUAUGAGUUGGGUCCAAGCAAACCAUCUGACACGACAAGCCUAGGAGACAUAGAGGACCUUUUACAUAACUUCCUUAUCAACAUUCUAGAGCAUUCAAUGCGUAAAAAGGAUGGAUGGAAGGAUAUUGAAGCAACAAUUCAUUGUGCAGACUGGCUCUCGAUUAUUGGUGGAUCUAGCACAGGAGAACAGCGAAUUAGACGUGAAGAAUCAUUACCUAUAUUUAAGAGAAGACUCUUAGGUGGCUUGAUGGACUUCGCAGCCAGAGAGUUGCAGGCUCAGACACAAGUUAUUGCUGUGGCAGCUGCUGGUGUUGCAGCCGAGGGUUUGUCUGCAGACGAUGCUAAGGCAGAGGCAGAGAAUGCUGCUCAACUGUCUGUGGCCUUAGUAGAAAAUGCUAUUGUGAUACUUAUGCUUGUUGAGGAUCAUUUACGGUUCCAGAGCAAACAAUCCUCUUCUUUGCGUGCAGCAGAUGGCUCUCCAUCUCCUCUUUCUCUCUUUUAUCCAGUCAAUAAUAACUCAACAACCAUAAUCAGAGAAUCUACAGAAGUUAUGGGUGAUCGUACAUCAUCAUCUAGAAAUUCUGGGGGCACCUCAACUAGAAAUUCUGGGGGAAUCUCUCUCGAUGUCCUUUCUUCAAUGGCUGAUGCAUAUGGUCAGAUCUCUACUUCAGUUAUGGAAAGGCUUGCUGCAGCUGCUGCAGCUGAGCCUUAUGAGUCCGUUUCUUGUGCUUUUGUAUCAUAUGGGUCUUGUGCUAAGGAUUUAGCUAAUGGAUGGAAAUUUAGGAGCCGUUUAUGGUAUGGUGUUGGCCUUCCUUCAAAUAUAGCUUCAUUUGGUGGUGGUGGGAGUGGAUGGAAUGUUUGGAAGUCUUCUUUGGAGAAAGAUGCCAGUGGCAACUGGAUUGAGCUUUCUUUGGUGAGGAAGUCUGUGGCAAUGCUCCAAACAUUGUUGCUAGAUGAUUCUGGGCUUGGUGGGGGUCUUGGCAUAGGUAGAGGGUCAGGUACCGGAAUGGGUGCAAUGGGUGCUUUAUACCAGUUAUUAGACAGUGACCAACCAUUCUUGUGCAUGCUUCGGAUGGUUCUUCUAUCAAUGAGGGAAGAGGAUGGUGUGCUGAUCACGACUAUGAAUAUUGAGGAUGCGAUAUCUGAAGGAGAGAAACCAUGCUCGGCACUUUUGUGGAGUGUUCUAUCACCUGUUCUGAACAUGCCAGUUUCUGAUUCUAAGAGACAACGGGUCUUGGCAGCAUCGUGUGUGCUGUAUUCCGAGGUAUACCAUGCUGUUAGCAUCGACCAAAAGCCUCUUCGUAAAAAGUACCUUGAGGCUAUUUUACCAGCAUUUGCUGCUGUCUUAAGAAAGUGGCGACCCCUUUUGGCGGGAAUUCAUGAACUUGCAACAGCUGAUGGUUUCAACCCUCUUAAUGUGGAUGAUAAUGUACUGGCAGCUGAGACCCUGCCAAUUGAGGCUGCUCUUGCUAUGAUAUCUCCUGCAUGGGCUGCUGCUUUUGCAUCUCCACCUGCUGCAAUGGCAUUGGCUAUGAUUGCAGCUGGUACUUCGAGUGCUGAAAGUAACGCACCUUCAACAAGUGUCCAGCUUAGGCGUGAUACCUCAUUAAUGGAACGCAAACAGGCUAGGCUUCAUACAUUUUCAAGCUUUCAAAAACCUUUAGAAGUCCCCAGUAAAACACCACCCAUACCAAAGAACAAAGCUGCAACAAAAGCAGCGGCAUUUGCAGCUGCUCGUGAUCGACAACGGUUUUCAAGGAUUGGUUCUGGAAGAGGCCUUAGUGCUGUUGCAAUGGCUACAUCGGCACAGAGAAGGAAUGAGAGUGAUAUGGAGCGAGUUAAGAGGUGGACUAUUACUGAAGCUAUGGAAGUUGCAUGGACAGAGUGUUUGCAGCCAGUUGAUACAAAGUCGGUAUAUGAGAAGGAUUUUAAUGCACUUUCUUAUAAAUUUAUUGCUGUUCUUGUUGCCAGUUUCGCCUCAGCAAGGAAUAUACAACGGGCUGAGGUUGACAGGCGAGCCCAUGUAGAUUUAUUAACUCGGCGUCGAAUCAGUACUGGAAUUCGUGCAUGGUGCAAACUUAUUCACCAGUUAAUUGAGAUGAGAAGUCUUUUUGGGCAUUUCGCAGAUCAUUUAUACAGCCCGCUCCGUGUUUUCUGGAAGCUAGACUUUAUGGAAAGUUCUUCUCGGAUGAGAAGAUAUAUGAAGAGGAAUUACCGAGGAUCUGAUCAUUUAGGUUGCGCAGCUAAUUAUGAGGAUUAUUCAGGAGAUACGAAUUAUCAGAGGACUCCAGUUUUGUCUGCAGAUGCAAUCUCAAUAGAGGCUAUAAAUAAAGACGAAGAACGGGUGGAAACUGAGAAUUUGGAUACUAAGGUCAAUAAUAUUGCAGAGAAUCAGCCUAGAUUUUCUGAAUCCGCAGACAAGACAGUGCAAAUAUCUUUAGAAUCCAAUGGUACUCAGCUUCAAAGUCAUAAAGGUGAUAUUCAGAGUUCUUCAGCCUUUGCACCUGGGCGUGUUCCGAGUGAGCACGAUGAAAGAAUUGUUCUCGAGCUACCAUCAUCAAUGGUCCAGCCACUUCGGGUUUUACAGGGAACUUUCCAAGUAACCAGUAGGAGGAUAAAUUUUAUAGUUGAUAACAAUGAGACUAGCCCUCCUUUGGAUGGUUCGAAUUUCAAUUCUGCAGUUUGGGACCAAGGAAAGGAUCGCAGCUGGUUGAUGUCAUCUCUUCAUCAAGUUUAUAGCCGAAGAUAUCUUCUUAGAAGAAGUGCACUGGAGCUAUUUAUGGUGGACCGUUUGAACUUCUUCUUUGACUUUGGGAGUAGUGAAGGGCGGAGAAAUGCAUAUCGAGCAAUCGUUCAUGCACGGCCUCCUCAUUUAAACAAUAUAUAUUUAGCAACACAGAAACCUGAACAACUUUUAAAAAGAACUCAGCUUAUGGAGAGGUGGGCUAGGUGGGAGAUCAGUAAUUUUGAGUAUUUAAUGCAACUCAAUACACUGGCUGGGCGUAGUUAUAAUGAUAUAACACAGUAUCCAGUUUUCCCUUGGAUUCUUUCUGAUUACACUUCAGAGAGCUUGGAUCUUUCUAACCCUUCUUCGUACCGGGAUCUUUCAAAGCCGGUUGGUGCAUUAAGCCCAGAUCGUCUGAAAACGUUUCAAGAGAGAUACACUAGCUUUGAUGAUCCUAUCAUCCCCAAAUUCCAUUAUGGGUCACACUACUCAAGUGCAGGAACAGUAUUGUAUUAUCUUGUUAGGGUUGAGCCAUUCACUACCCUAUCAAUCAAACUACAAGGUGGAAAAUUUGAUCAUGCAGAUCGGAUGUUUUCUGACAUUUCUGCUACUUGGAAUGGAGUUCUUGAAGACAUGAGUGAUGUUAAGGAAUUGGUUCCAGAGUUAUUUUAUCUCCCUGAGGUCCUCACAAAUGAAAACUCAAUUGAUUUUGGGACAACACAGUUGGGAGAAAAGCUUGAUACUGUAAGACUUCCUGCUUGGGCUGAGAAUCCAGUUGAUUUUGUGCAUAAGCAUAGGAUGGCUCUGGAAAGUGAGUAUGUGUCUGCUCAUUUGCAUGAGUGGAUUGACCUCAUAUUUGGGUAUAAGCAACAGGGCAUAGAGGCUAUUGCAGCAAAUAAUGUUUUCUUUUAUAUUACUUAUGAAGGGACAGUGGAUAUUGAUAAAAUUUCAGACCCGGCACAACAGCGGGCUACACAAGAUCAGAUUGCUUAUUUUGGACAAACACCAUCUCAACUUCUGAAAGUUCCUCACUUAAAGAAGAUGCCUGUAACUGAAGUUCUGCAUUUGCAGACAAUAUUCCGCAACCCAAAAGUAAUCCAACCAUAUGUUGUUCCAUCUCCUGAAAUCUGCAACCUACCUGCGGCUGCCAUUCAAGCGUCUUCAGAUAUGAUAGUGGUUGUUGAUUGGAGUGCACCAGCAGCUCAUGUUGCAAAACACAAGUGGCAACCCAAUACACCUGAUGGCCAUGGUACUCCAUUCCUCUUUCAACAUGGAAAAGCUGCAACCGGCUCUGGUAGCGGAACACUAAGACGCAUGUUCAAAGGGCCUUCAGGGUCUGGUGAAGAGUGGCAAUAUCCUCAAGCAUUGGCAUUUGGUGUUUCCGGUAUUAGAAGCCAAGCUAUCAUCUCAAUAACUUGUGACCAAGAAAUUAUUACUGGUGGGCAUGCUGAUAAUAGUAUUAGGGUGAUAUCUUCUGAUGGAGCCAAAACCUUGGAAACAGCCAAUGCGCACUGUGCUCCAGUAACUUGCCUUGGCCUUUCAUCUGAUAGUAAGUACCUGGUGUCAGGAUCCCGAGAUACAACAAUAUUACUCUGGAGAAUACAUAAAUCACUUGCAUCUCACUCAAGUGGCAUAUCUGAAUCUCCGUCAUCCAGCAGUAACUCUUCAUCUCAUUUUAUAGAAAAGAAUCGUAGACAUCGUCAUAUUGAGGGUCCAUUACAGGUACUUCAGGGGCACCAAAGUGAAAUACUCAGUUGUUGUGUUUGCUCAGAUCUUGGAAUAGUGGUUUCUUGCUCCGACACAUCAGAUGUUCUUGUGCACUCUAUAAGAACGGGGCGUUUAGUUCGAAGGCUGGAUGGUGUGGUAGCCCAUACUGUUUGCCUUUCCUCUGAAGGGAUUAUCAUGACUUGGAAUGAGUUGCAGCAAGCUCUCAGUACCUUUACUCUUAAUGGUGUUCUAAUUGCUAAAACAGAAUUAUCUUUCUCUACCAGCAUUAGUUGCAUGGAAAUUUCUCAUGAUGGGAAGAAUGCUUUGAUUGGAAUCAAUGGUGGGGCUGAUGGUGGGAAUUUGCAGUCAAGUAAGUCAACUGCUGUUGGUUUUCAUUCAGAACAAGAAGAUACUCAGGAAAGCAACAGCAUAAAUGUUCCAACACCAGCAAUUUGCUUCCUGGAUUUGCACACUCUGGAGGUUUUCCAUGUAUUGAAACUGAAAAAAGGACAAGAUAUUACAGCUCUUGCUCUAAAUAAGGAUAACACAAAUCUUUUGGUUUCAACUUCAGAUAAAAAAUUGAUUAUCUUCACUGAUCCAGCUUUAAGCUUGAAAGUGGUGGAUCAAAUGCUUAAACUUGGUUGGUAA
Messenger RNA from Vicia faba (fava bean), 8796 nucleotides. Lineage: Eukaryota; Viridiplantae; Streptophyta; Magnoliopsida; Fabales; Fabaceae. The record is from the annotation of a GenBank genome assembly.